UAAAAUAUUUACAACACGAGAACAAAACAGUUAUAAACAUUGAGUAAUUGCUAUAAAUAUGAGUGAGACUGAGUCGAAAUUGUGUAAAAUUUGUUUGAGCAGCAAGACACAGACAGGGUUAUUCGAUAACCCACAACUGAAUAAGUUUUUCAGUCAUGUCUUGGGAAUACAUGAACCUCUUAUAAGAACUUGGCUAUGUGGCUGGUGCUGUUCAACUUUAAGAAAGAUCUUGAGGCUCAUGCAACUUGCUGAGGAGUCCCACUCCUACCUGUCUCAGGUGAAAUUGAAUAAAGAACAAAGCACAAGCCACUCUCUCUCCUUCCGUCACAACGAACAUACAGACAUUCCUCCUUCACCAAAAGAUAAAAGAAAACCUAAACUAAAAGCAAAACAUAAAAUUGAAAACAAGCAAACAGAUCAAGAAACUGAAAAAGUUGAAAAUAAAUUAAGGAAAGAACAAGAAAGCGAAUAUAAAUUUGAAGAAAUAAAAUUAGAAGCUAUAGAUAUUGAUGUAGAAGAAAAUAUUGAAAAUGAUGAUGAAUUUAAAGAUUUUGAUAAAGCUGACACAGAGACACUUGAAAUAGAUAUUUUAGAGAGACCUAAAAGAAAAGUGAAUUCUAAAUUAUAUGAUAAAUGUGAACAGUAUAAUUUUACACUGAGAGUUUUAAGCGUAGAAGAGCAGAGAAGAGAGUUAGAAGAGAAGAAGAAGUCUGAAAAGUAUUUGAGUAGGAAGUUUAAGUGUGAAUUUUGUGCGAUCAGUUUCGUGACUAAAGAUGUGUUUGAUGAACACAACCAGAGGCAUCAGGAGAGUCACAGCCCUCAUGAAUGCCCGCUCUGUCGCCUGCGCUUCAGCACAUCUUUAGUUCUCUCACAACAUGUGUUGGCGCAUGCGCGUCGCUUCACGUGCCGUCUUUGUGGCGCCGUCGUGACAAGGUUCAGCGAUUGCGAGAGCCACCGCCGCAAGUGCGGUCAGGCGUGUCCUGGCGUCUGUUCGCUUUGCGGGAAGAUAUUCACUAACCAGAAUUCGUUGGACAGCCACGUACGAGGAGUUCACUACAGGAAAGAAAAGAAGUUUGUCUGUUCGUACUGCAAUCAGAAGUUUCAGACGAAGCAACGGCUUGCCAUACAUACCAGGACACAUACCGGCCUAAAGCCAUACAGCUGCGAACUGUGUGGCCGCUCCUUCGCGGCCAACUCUAACCUACGAAACCACCUAGCCGCGCACGCUCAGGCGCGUCCGCAUUACUGCGUCGAAUGCGACAAGUCUUAUAAAACAAGGAAAGGACUGAGGCGACAUCUGUUGGAGGGCGCUUCACAUGUCGGGAAGAAAAAUAACUCGUGCCACCAUUGCCUGAAAAGUUUUACUUCAGAUAAACUACUGGCGUCCCACAUCGGCUCCGUACAUGCAAGGGAACCCGACUCUUGUACUCUUUGUAAUAAGACAUUCUUGACGGCCGCAAGUUUAAAGAAGCACAUCCGAACUGUACACGAACAAGGAGACUAACCAGCGAUACACAUUUCCGGCUUAAAAACCGGCCAAGUGCGAGUUGUACUCGCGUUGCAAGGGUUCCGUACACUACAAAAAGCUUAAGCGCCUCCUUUUUAGUAGGAACUUAAGUCAUUUUUGCGAAUAAUCUAUAUUUUGAACA
Molecule: messenger RNA, 1649 nt
Organism: Leguminivora glycinivorella
Lineage: Eukaryota; Metazoa; Arthropoda; Insecta; Lepidoptera; Tortricidae
Product: gastrula zinc finger protein XlCGF26.1-like
Exons: 9
Coding region: 59-1504 (481 amino acids)
Biological process (GO): regulation of transcription by RNA polymerase II
Molecular function (GO): DNA-binding transcription factor activity, RNA polymerase II-specific; RNA polymerase II cis-regulatory region sequence-specific DNA binding
Source: RefSeq, a predicted model, not a curated record